Tetrahymena thermophila SB210 is the source of this 489-nucleotide messenger RNA. Its product is annotated as ubiquitin-like Rad60 SUMO-like protein. The transcript has a single exon. NCBI's taxonomy places the organism in Eukaryota, Ciliophora, Oligohymenophorea, Hymenostomatida, Tetrahymenidae. Gene Ontology annotation, molecular function: ubiquitin protein ligase binding; protein tag activity. Gene Ontology annotation, cellular component: nucleus; cytoplasm. The record is from RefSeq and is a predicted model, not a curated record. Gene Ontology annotation, biological process: protein ubiquitination; modification-dependent protein catabolic process.
AUGUAAAUAUUUGUUAAAACUGUAUUUGGUAAAAUAAUUACACUUGAUGUCUGUGAGUCUGAUACAAUUCAAAAUAUAAAGGCUAGAAUAUUUGAUUUAGAAGGUAUUCCAAUAGAAUAAUAAAAGCUCUUAACACAAAAAUAGGGUUUGUUAGAUCAAAAAACUCUUAAAGACUAUGACAUCUAAAAUGAGGAUACUUUGAAUUUAGUAUUUUGCUUAAAAGGUGGAAUGCAAAUAUAUAUUAAGACUUUAACAGGGUAUACUAUUACUUUAGAUGUAUCUGAGUCAGAUACCAUAGAAAAUAUUAAAUAUAAAAUCCAACACAAUGAGGGUAUCUCAUUUGAUUAAUAACGACUUAUUUUUGGUGGAAAAUCUCUUGAAAAUUUGAGAACUCUUUCAGAAUACAAUGUCUCUCAAAAUUAUGUUUUGCAUCUUGUUUUAAGUUUAAGAGGAGGCAAGUAAAACACAUUAAAUUGUAAAAAAAAUUGA